This is a messenger RNA of Dipodomys spectabilis (banner-tailed kangaroo rat), 1690 nucleotides long. RefSeq names its product inositol-3-phosphate synthase 1 (gene Isyna1). The record is from RefSeq and is a predicted model, not a curated record. The coding region runs from base 29 to 1690 and encodes 553 amino acids. Gene Ontology annotation, cellular component: cytoplasm. Gene Ontology annotation, biological process: phospholipid biosynthetic process; inositol biosynthetic process. NCBI's taxonomy places the organism in Eukaryota, Metazoa, Chordata, Mammalia, Rodentia, Heteromyidae. Gene Ontology annotation, molecular function: inositol-3-phosphate synthase activity. The transcript is spliced from 10 exons.
AGCCCCUAACCGGGCCGCAGCCGCCGCGAUGGAGGCCGCCGCCGAGUUCGUGGUGGAGAGCCCGGACGUGGUCUACAGCCCCGAGGCCAUCGAGGCGCGGUACGAGUACCGGACGACGCGCGUCAGCCGCGAGGGCGGCGGCCUGAAGGUGCGGCCCACCUCCGUGCGCUACACCUUCCGGACCGCCCGGCAGGUGCCCCGGCUCGGGGUCAUGCUGGUCGGCUGGGGCGGGAACAACGGCUCCACGCUGACCGCGGCCGUGCUUGCCAACCGCCUGCGCCUGUCCUGGCCCACGCGCACCGGCCGCAAGGAAGCCAACUACUACGGCUCGCUGACCCAGUCCGGCACCCUGAGCCUGGGCCUGGAUGCUGACGGCCGGGAAGUGUUCGUGCCCUUGCGUGCAAUGUUGCCCAUGGUGGCGCCGAACGACCUGGUGUUCGAUGGCUGGGACAUCUCGUCGCUGAACCUGGCGGAGGCUAUGCGGCGCGCGCAGGUGUUGGACUGCCGCCUGCAGGAGCAGCUGUGGCCGCACAUGGAGCGCCUGCGCCCCCGGCCCUCGGUCUACAUCCCCGAGUUCAUCGCCGCCAACCAGAGCGCGCGCGCCGACAACCUGAUCGCGGGCUCGCGCGCCGAGCAGCUGGAGCAGAUCCGCCAGGACAUCCGGGACUUCCGGGCCGGCGCGGGGCUGGACAAGGUCAUCGUGCUGUGGACGGCCAACACGGAGCGCUUCUGCGACGUGGUUCCAGGACUCAAUGACACGGCCGAGAACCUUCUGCGCACCAUCCAGCUGGGCGGGGAGGUGUCGCCGUCCACGCUCUUCGCCGUGGCCAGCAUCCUGGAGGGCUGCGCUUUCCUCAACGGGUCCCCGCAGAACACGCUGGUGCCCGGCGCGCUGGAGCUGGCCGCGCGGCAUCGCGUGUUCGUGGGCGGCGAUGACUUCAAGUCCGGCCAGACCAAGGUCAAGUCGGUGCUCGUGGACUUCCUCAUCGGCUCCGGCCUCAAGACCAUGUCCAUCGUGAGCUACAACCACCUGGGCAACAACGAUGGGCAGAACCUGUCGGCGCCGCAGCAGUUCCGCUCCAAGGAGGUGUCCAAGAGCAACGUGGUGGACGACAUGGUGCACAGCAACCCCGUGCUCUACGCGCCCAGCGAGCAGCCGGACCACUGCGUGGUCAUCAAGUACGUGCCGUACGUGGGCGACAGCAAGCGCGCUCUGGACGAGUACACAUCUGAGCUGAUGCUGGGCGGCACCAACACGCUGGUGCUGCACAACACGUGCGAGGACUCGCUGCUGGCCGCGCCCAUCAUGCUGGACCUGGCGCUGCUCACGGAGCUGUGCCAGCGCGUGAGCUUCUGCACCGACGCCGACCCCGAGCCGCAGGGCUUCCACCCGGUGCUGUCGCUGCUCAGCUUCCUCUUCAAGGCGCCGCUCGUGCCGCCCGGCAGCCCGGUGGUGAACGCGCUCUUCCGCCAGCGCAGCUGCAUCGAGAAUAUCCUCCGGGCCUGCGUGGGGCUCCCGCCGCAGAACCACAUGCUGCUGGAGCACAAGAUGGAGCGGGCCCAGGCCGGCGAGGUGCCGGCGGCCACCAGCCCGCUGUCCUGCAAGAAGGAGACGGCGGCCGCCGACUGCAGCACCGGCGACGCCCACGGGCAGGCGCCGCCGCGGGCCCCGCAGGUGCCCUCCGCGUGA